AUGCAAUUAAAAUCACUCUCCACACAAUUAUAUCGUUUUUACACGUCUAGUUUUCUUUGGAAAUUCUCAAACUGUCCUAGUAGAUGUCUGUAUAGUUUUCCGCCAAUUACUCGCAGAGUCCUUCUGAGUUUGAACACAAUCCAGCCUAGAAAGAAAUUUUGUUCAGAUACUGUAACUAACCUACAGUCAACAUUGCCAGUUGCUACCACAUCAGAUAACUCUGAAUUGUCAGAUGAUCAAAACGAAAUUAAAGGAAAGAUGUACAUUGAAUUCACAUGCAAGAAGUGCGCUACUCGGUCAAGUAAAUAUUUUUCCAAGUUGGCUUAUGAAAAAGGUAUAGUUAUAAUUCGUUGCGAUGGGUGCCAGAGUCUACAUCUAAUUGCUGAUAACUUGGGGUGGAUUAAAGACAAACAUUGGAAAUUAGAGGAUUGUGUAAAGGUUAAUAAAAAAUCAGUUUGUAUAGUUUAA
Schistosoma rodhaini is the source of this 468-nucleotide messenger RNA. Lineage: Eukaryota; Metazoa; Platyhelminthes; Trematoda; Strigeidida; Schistosomatidae. The record is from the annotation of a GenBank genome assembly.